Messenger RNA from Gastrolobium bilobum, 1123 nucleotides. RefSeq names its product protein ABIL2. Bases 1 to 978 code for a protein of 325 amino acids. Lineage: Eukaryota; Viridiplantae; Streptophyta; Magnoliopsida; Fabales; Fabaceae. The record is from RefSeq and is a predicted model, not a curated record. The transcript is spliced from 9 exons.
AUGGGUAAGAUGACAUCUUCUGCAACACAGCCUGUAUCUCGAGAGGCUUCCAAUUAUGAUGAAGUUUUCAUGCAGCAGAGCUUGCUCUUUGAUGAUAGUCUGAAGGAUUUGAAAAAUCUGAGAACACAGUUAUACUCAGCAGCUGAAUAUUUUGAACUCUCAUACAUCAAUGAUGACCAAAAACACAUAGUGGUUGAAACAUUGAAAGAAUAUGCCAUAAAAGCUCUUAUAAAUACGGUAGACCAUUUAGGUUCUGUGACCUAUAAGGUAAAUGACUUGUUAGAUGAAAAGAUUGUUGAAGCUUCUGGAGCAGAGUUACGUUUGUCAUGUAUAGAACAGAGAAUAAGGACGUGCCAAGCCUUUAUGGAUCAUGAGGGGCGUACACAGCAGUCACUGGUGAUCAAUACUCCAAAGUACAAUAAGCGUUAUAUUUUGCCAGCUGGGGAGACCAUGCAUGGUGCCAACUUCACAAAAUCAAAAUAUAUGGGAUGCAGCCUAGAUGAUGAAGAUGAUUGGCAUCACUUCAGGAAUGCUGUUCGAGCUACAAUAAGAGAAACGCCUACAUCUACAGUGAGUAAAGGGCGUUCCCCAUCACCUCUACAAUCUCAGAGAUCUGGAGCUUUUUCAUUCACUUCACCCAAGCCAAAAACAGAUUUAGAGAAGCGGACAGUAUCACCACACAGAUUUGCACUUUUACGUGCUGGAUCUAUGUCAAGUAGGCCUAAGACCCCAAAGACCACUAGAUCAACAACUCCAAACUCAAGCAGCAGACCAACAACACCAAGUCCUUCUAAUGCAAGAUUAAGGUAUCCUUCGGAGUCGCUUAAAUCAGCUUCAAUGCGAUUACCUGCUGAAAGAGGUAACAUCAAAGAUAUACAACAACACCCCAGUAAAAGUAAACGUCUCUUGAAGGCCUUACUUAGCAGGCGCAAGUCUAAGAAGGAUGACAUGCUAUACACUUACUUGGACGAGUACUGAUGAUAGCUUGAUACAAUUCCCUUUAGAAUUCAAGGGAAAGAGUUCAUAGAAGCGAGGAAACCACUCAGUUUUACCAGUUUGAUUUAAUAGGUUGCACUUCUUUGUUACUUCCUUCUUCUUCUUUUUUUUUUUUUUUUAAUGUCCA